GUAUAUGUAUCUCCACACUCCCUUUCCUUCUCAGAAACAAGCAUAUUAUAUAUACUCUUGUGUACCACCUUCCAUUUUUUUUUAAACACUAAAUCCUAAAAUUACCCUGAAGAAUUGUAAAGACAUCUUCUUUAUUAUUAUAUUCUUUAUAAAUGAACAAAAUGCUCAUUACAGGGCCAUUUCAUCAUUUAUUCAGCCAAGCCCACACUGAAGGACUUCUGGGUUGUUUCCAGUGCUUUGUUUUCAUAAGGAGUGCUGUAAAGAGUAAGUGUGGGAACGAGUUACUUUUUAUUUUGGGAACAGAUUCCAGGAAGUGAGGCCACUAAAUCAAAGAAUAACGGCAAAUGUGAUUUUGAUAGAAAUUAUACCAAUGUCCCUCCUCUCACCCUCAAAUCAUAAAAAUCAGGCAGAAAAAAAAGGGAUGGUAAGGAAAUUUACUACUGUUGGAGACAUCUCAUUUCUAAUUUUUCAAACCAAUAUUUCACUCUGGUAAAAAUUAAUUUUGAAUUGUUCUAUUGACAAUAAACAGCUAACAUAUUACAGCAUAACUUUAGUUUUUCUAUAUUGAAAACUCUGGAAGAAACUUCAAAAAUAGCAGGUAUAAUAACAGGAAAAAUGGGGAGGGAGGCUUAAACACAGGAGCUCUUUUCUGGCAGCUGUAGUUCUGAAAUUCAAUGACUUUAUGAGUGAAGCUCUUGGGAUUUCCUAAAAUAGGAUAGGAUUCAAACAUUUUAAAGUAAGUGGAACAAAAAGCUUUUACACCGAGCUUCUUUCCAUUCCUAUUUAUUCCGAAUUCUGUAUAUUUAGCAAGUUCUGAAGCCUAAAGAAAACAAAGUAAACUUUGUUUAAAUACAAACCCCCGUUUUAGUGGUUAAUGCACUUUAUAUAUAAUAUAGAAAUGGAAUUACAGAGCCUGUCCAAAUACCCUAUGUAGUUGGUUUAACAAGGACUUCCUGUUACCAACUGGCUCCAAUGAAAAUGAUCUUCCUUUAAUCUAAAGAAUGGGCGGUUAACUGGCAGAACCGGAUUCUCCAGGCGUGAAGUAAGCAAUUUGUUCUUCUAAGCAAAAGGACAACUUUAUCUCAAACUUAUUUGGCUUUCAAUUAAGUUAACUAUAUGAAAAUGUACAGAAAUUGCCUGUGAACUGUAAGCUAGAGACUUAAUUUGAUCAAAACGUUACAGAUGAUACUCAGUUUUUCUCUCAAAGGCAGGACUCCAACACGGCAGGUGGAAAAGCAACAAAAGGAGCAAGACAAAGGCAUCAUUUUUACAACAUCCUCGACUGGGACAUCUUGAACAUCUCCAGUCAUGGCCAGCUUAUCAUCUCAUGAAGCAGUUCAUUCCAUCUUGGGACAGCUCUACUUGUCUGAAGAGUCUUCUUUAUACUAAUUAAACUUCUCUCUGUGCAAUUUCCACCCACUGCCCUUUGGAGUUAUGCCAAGAGGAAAGGGAAGAUGAAGGACCGACUUCAAGAACUAAAGCAACGGACAAAGGAAUUGGAACUCUCUAGAGACAGGCAUGUGUCAACUACAGGAGCAGAGGACCAAGGAAUGGUUCUGCAACAAGCUGUUAUUUAUGAAAGAGAGCCGGUAGCUGAGAGACACCUACAUGAGGUCCAAAAACUCCAGGAGAGUAUUAACAAUCUGACAGACGACGUUCAAAAGUUUGGGCAGCAACAGAAAAGUCUGGUGGCUUCAAUGAGGAGGUUUAGUCUCCUUAAGAGGGAGUCGAGCGCGACGAAGGAGAUAAAAAUCCAAGCAGAACACAUUAAGAGAGGUUUGGAUGACUUAGUAAAAGAAGCUAAAAAAUCAGAGGCAGAAAACGGUCCAUCAUCCGUGGUCACAAGGAUACUUAGGUCUCAGCACGCCGCAAUGUUCCGUCAUUUUCAGCAAACCAUGUUGGCAUACAAUGACACAAUAGCGGCGAAGCAAGACAAGUGCAAGACAUUUAUUGUCCGUCAGCUGGAAGUGGCUGGGAAGCACGUGCCUGACGAAGAAAUAAACGACAUGCUGCACCAAGGAAAAUGGGAAGUUUUCAAUGAAAGCCUGCUCACAGAAAUCAGUAUCACUAAAGCACAGCUCUCAGAGAUAGAACAGAGACACAAGGAGCUUGUUAAUCUGGAGAAUCAGAUGAAGGACCUAAGGGAGCUUUUCCUUCAGAUCUCUCUCCUAGUAGAGGAGCAAGGGGAAAGCAUCAACAACAUUGAAAUGACAGUAAGUGGCACGAAAGAGUACGUUAACACUACUAAAGAGAAAUUUGGGCUAGCUGUGAAAUACAAAAAAAGAAAUCCUUGCAGGGUACUGUGUUGUUGGUGUUGUCCAUGCUGUGGCUCAAAAUAAAGAAGCUAUUUUAGAAAUGUCUGCAGCUUUGGGAUGAAGGAUGCCCCGUA
This is a messenger RNA of Miniopterus natalensis, 2389 nucleotides long. It is a transcript of the gene STX19, whose product is annotated as syntaxin 19. Gene Ontology annotation, molecular function: SNARE binding; SNAP receptor activity. Gene Ontology annotation, cellular component: presynaptic active zone membrane; SNARE complex; synaptic vesicle. Lineage: Eukaryota; Metazoa; Chordata; Mammalia; Chiroptera; Miniopteridae. Gene Ontology annotation, biological process: synaptic vesicle fusion to presynaptic active zone membrane; exocytosis; intracellular protein transport. The record is from RefSeq and is a predicted model, not a curated record.